Molecule: messenger RNA, 795 nt
Organism: Tripterygium wilfordii
Lineage: Eukaryota; Viridiplantae; Streptophyta; Magnoliopsida; Celastrales; Celastraceae
Exons: 4
Coding region: 146-535 (129 amino acids)
Biological process (GO): endoplasmic reticulum to Golgi vesicle-mediated transport; intracellular protein transport
Cellular component (GO): endoplasmic reticulum; endoplasmic reticulum membrane
Source: RefSeq, a predicted model, not a curated record
GCUCCGUACCAGAACAUGAAGAGGCAGUUUUCGAUCGAAGGAUCAACAACGAAAGUUCGACUACUGGAACCUGAGUGUGAGAGGAGCGAAGUACUCGAGUAUUCAGAAAUCGAAGCGGAAGCCUGAGCUUAACUGCGAAUCAGAGAUGGGCUUGCAAUGGAUGAUAAUCGCUUACGUAGUUGCAGCUGAGGCGGCAGUAGCGGUGCUUUUGACUCUUCCUUCGCCGAAGCUCUUGAAGAGACGAUUGGUCUCCCUGGUCUCUAUGAUACUCCAGCCUGCGCUGUUUAUAAUUCCUUUUGCGGGGUUCCAGUUAUUAGAUAUAUACUGGAAGAAUGAGCACCGCCUGAUGUGCACCUCAGAUGUCUGCACUGCUGCUGAGAGAGAUCGAUACGAGAAGGCUAUCUACAAAGCUCAAAGGAAUGUUGUUCUGUGUGCUUCAGCAUGCUUUCUCUACUGGUGUAUCUUUCGGAUUUGCAAAUAUUACAAAGACCUUGAAAGUUUGGAGGAAAUAGAGAAGAGGUACAAAGAGGAAUAGAUACUGUCACAAUGGCUUCUUUGAAUUUGAUGUAGAUGAUUGAGUUGAACUAUGAUUUACAUUGCAUCAAAAAUUAAUAUUAUGUUGUUGUGUAGUAUGUUUUUGAGUCAUAUUUUUGCAAGCGCCUUGGCGAUUAGUCUUUAAGGUACUUUUUUCAAUAAUCCUUGAGGUACUUGUCGGAUGAUUUCUCGAACUUCAUUUUGUUGGUGACUUAUGGAGCUACAGCAUGAAUACGAGUAGUUAGAAAGUGAUUUAGUUAA